Conger conger (European conger) is the source of this 750-nucleotide messenger RNA. RefSeq names its product regulator of G-protein signaling 9-binding protein. Gene Ontology annotation, biological process: G protein-coupled receptor signaling pathway. The transcript has 2 exons. NCBI's taxonomy places the organism in Eukaryota, Metazoa, Chordata, Actinopteri, Anguilliformes, Congridae. Bases 7 to 750 code for a protein of 247 amino acids. The record is from RefSeq and is a predicted model, not a curated record. Gene Ontology annotation, cellular component: neuron projection.
GUUGAGAUGAACCGCUGGCGGAAGUCUGUGGGGGAGAUCCAGGCCAGGCGGAGGCCAGUGGUGGAGUGCGAGCGCGGGCAAGCCGCCCUCAGCAAGGUGACCGCCUGCUACCAGCAGUUGGCCACCUUCCUCGGGGGCAGCUCCGACUGCAGCCGUCUGCGGGAGGAGCUGGAGGAGACCCGCACGGUGGCUUACACCAUCUCCAGAGGGCUCCAGAGGAAGCUGACAGCCCUGCUGACAGAGGGGGAGCUGGCACAGGAUGAGCGGGAGGGGCUGGAGCGGCUGUGGGUUCUGCUCAUCUCGGGGCUGGAGAGGUUCCAGCAGGACCUGUGCAGGGCCGCCUCCCUGCAGGACCUCUUUCCGCUGAAGGCGAAGCGGGACCGCCGGGCCCUGGUGAACACGGGGACCGCGGGCGGGGGCUCGGGCGUGGCCGCCAGGGCCGCCUCGGUGCAGCCCCCCUGGAUUCGGGCGGGAGAGGACCCCAGCCCGGACCUGCGGGGCCACGUGCUGCAGCUGGAUGCCAUGGCCCAGGAGAUGCUGCAGAAGGUCAACGUGCCCUUCUGGACGGUGGAGUCCACACAGGAGGCCUGGGCGGAGGAGGGCGACACGGAGCCGGACGGGGAGGAGGAGGAGGAGGCCGGAGGGCAGGCGCUGGAGGUGGAGGUGGUGCCCACGGAGCAGGACAAAGGGCACGGAUGCUGCCGGAACCAUCGCUGCCGGCUGGGCUGGGUGCUCUGUCUGCUCAACUGA